Monopterus albus (swamp eel) is the source of this 502-nucleotide messenger RNA. It is a transcript of the gene nrn1lb, whose product is annotated as neuritin 1-like b. The record is from RefSeq and is a predicted model, not a curated record. The transcript is spliced from 3 exons. NCBI's taxonomy places the organism in Eukaryota, Metazoa, Chordata, Actinopteri, Synbranchiformes, Synbranchidae. Gene Ontology annotation, cellular component: plasma membrane. Gene Ontology annotation, biological process: neuron projection extension; nervous system development. Bases 1 to 477 code for a protein of 158 amino acids.
AUGCUGCUGCCCAUCGUGCUCUACCUCAGCUUGGUCCCUGUGUGUUUUGGAGCUGCAAUUCCUGUUUCUUGUGGUUCCAUCUACAAAAGUUUUGCUCAGUGUUUAGUCACACUUGGGGACAGUUUGGAGGAGACACAAAAAGACCCGAGCACACAGGACAUCAAUGCGAUCUGCAGGUCCUGGAAUGCAUUCCAUGCUUGUGCCAAUGCAGCUGUGGCUGGCUGCCCUGGAGAGGCAGCAGAUGUCUGGGAAUCUCUAAGACAAGAGUCCAGGAAGACGCAGUUUUCUGGAAACCUCUACAACUUGUGUGCCAGCCGCACUACCCUUUCACCCAACACCGUGCCUGUGCCAAAGGACCCCCCCACCUCUGACCAGACCAACCAGGAAACACUGAAAGGGCAAACAUACAAGCUCAGCCCCACCCUGACCGCACUGUUCCCAGUAUUCAGCACACUGCUAGUUCUGCUGAGGAGUUAGCUGGUUAAUCAGUCAAUGAAAUGAG